CCGCGCCCAUGCGCGCGCUCGCGGCCGGGUUGCAGAGCUGGGCGCGCGCCCCGCGUCCCGGGCAGGAAGAUGGUGGCGAGCGCGCGGGUGCAGAAGCUGGUGCGGCGCUACAAGCUGGCGAUCGCCACGGCGUUGGCCAUCCUGCUGCUGCAGGGCCUGGUGGUGUGGAGCUUCAGCGGCCUGGAGGAGGACGAGCCGGGCGAGAAAGGAAGGCAGAGGAAGCCGCGACCGCUGGAUCCCGGCGAGGGCUCCAAGGACACCGACAGUUCAGCCGGGCGGCGGGGCAGCGCAGGCAGAAGGCAUGGACGCUGGCGGGGCCGCGCUGAGGGCCCAGGUGUGCCCGUGGCCAAGGUGGUGCGGGCAGUAACCAGCCGGCACAGAGUGAGCAGGCGGGUCCCACCUGCCCCACCCCCGGAGGCCCCAGGCCGCCAGAACUUGAGUGGGGCGGCAGCCGGGGAGUCGCUGGUCGGGGCAGCUGGCUUCCCACCACAUGGAGACACAGGGAGUGUGGAGGGUGCCCCCCAGCCCACAGACAACGGCUUCACCCCCAAGUGCGAGAUUGUGGGCAAGGAUGCGCUGUCUGCCCUGGCUCGGGCCAGCUCCAAGCAGUGCCAACAGGAGAUUGCCAACGUGGUGUGCCUGCACCAGGCCGGGAGCCUCAUGCCCCAGGCUGUGCCCCGGCACUGCCAGCUGGCUGGGAAGAUGAGUCCUGGUGUCCAGUGGGACGAGGUUCGGGCCCAGCUGCCCAUGGAUGGCCCCCCAGUACGAAUCGCCUAUAUGCUGGUGGUUCAUGGCCGCGCCAUCCGGCAGCUGAAGCGUCUCCUCAAGGCUGUCUACCAUGAGCAGCACUUCUUUUAUAUCCAUGUGGACAAGCGCUCCAACUACCUGCACCGUGAGGUGGUGGAGCUGGCCCAGCAGUAUGAUAAUGUGCGGGUGACUUCCUGGCGCAUGGUCACCAUCUGGGGUGGGGCCAGCCUGCUGAGGAUGUAUCUGCGGAGCAUGCAGGACCUGCUGGAGGUGCCUGGCUGGGCCUGGGACUUCUUCAUCAACCUCAGUGCCACCGACUACCCAACCAGGACCAACGAGGAGCUGGUGGCUUUCCUGUCCAAGAACCGAGACAAGAAUUUCCUGAAGUCACAUGGCCGGGACAACUCCAGGUUCAUCAAGAAACAAGGCCUGGACCGGCUCUUCCAUGAGUGCGACUCACACAUGUGGCGCCUGGGCGAGCGGCAGAUCCCAGCAGGCAUUGUGGUGGAUGGCGGCUCUGACUGGUUCGUGCUGACACGCAGCUUUGUGGAGUAUGUGGUGUACACAGACGACCCGCUUGUGGCCCAGCUACGCCAGUUCUACAUGUACACGCUGCUCCCAGCUGAGUCCUUCUUCCACACGGUGCUGGAGAACAGCCUGGCCUGUGAGACCCUAGUGGACAACAACCUGCGGGUCACCAACUGGAACCGCAAACUGGGCUGCAAGUGCCAGUACAAGCACAUCGUGGACUGGUGUGGCUGCUCCCCCAACGACUUCAAGCCGCAGGACUUCCUGCGGCUGCAGCAAGUCUCCAGACCCACCUUCUUCGCCCGGAAGUUUGAGUCCACCGUCAACCAGGAGGUACUGGAAAUCCUGGACUUCCACCUGUAUGGCAGCUAUCCCUCAGGCACACCAGCCCUCAAAGCCUACUGGGAGAACACCUAUGACGUGGCCGAUGGCCCCAGUGGGCUCAGUGAUGUCAUGCUCACUGCUUACUCCGCCUUUGCCCGCCUCAGCCUGAGCCAUGUCGCCACUGCUGCGCCCCCACUGGCCACCGCACUCUGCAGGUUUGAGCCCAGGGGCUUGCCGUCCAGCGUGCAUCUCUAUUUCUAUGACGACCAUUUCCAGGGCUACCUGGUGACACAGGCGGUGCAGCCCUCAGCCCAGGUGCCGGCAGAGACACUUGAGAUGUGGCUGAUGCCCCAGGGGUCGCUGAAACUGUUGGGGCGCAGUGACCAGGCCAGCCGGCUCCAGAGUUUGGAGGUUGGCACCGAGUGGGACCCCAAAGAGCGUCUUUUCCGGAACUUUGGGGGGUUGCUGGGGCCACUGGACGAGCCUGUAGCCAUGCAGCGCUGGGCCCGGGGCCCCAACCUCACAGCCACUGUGGUGUGGAUCGACCCCACCUAUGUCGUGGCCACAUCUUAUGACAUCACAGUAGACACAGAGACUGAGGUUACACAGUACAAACCCCCACUGAGCCGGCCCCUGCGGCCAGGGGCUUGGACUGUUCGACUGCUUCAGUUCUGGGAACCCCUGGGCGAGAUCCGCUUCCUCGUGCUGCCCUUGACCUUCAACCGCAAACUACCUCUCAGGAAAGAUGAUGCCAGCUGGCUGCACGCCGGGCCACCCCACAACGAGUAUAUGGAGCAGAGUUUCCAGGGCCUGAGCGGCAUCCUGAACCUGCCUCAGCCAGAGCCCGCGGAGGAGGCUGCCCGGCGGCACUCAGAGCUCACAGGCCCUGCCCUCGAGGCCUGGACAGAUGGGGAACUGAGCAGCUUCUGGUCUGUGGCUGGACUGUGUGCCAUGGGCCCCUCCUCCUGCCCCUCUCUGGAGCUCUGCAAAGUGACCAGCUGGAGCUCUCUGUUCCCUGACCCUAAAUCAGAGCUGGGGCCUGUCAAAGCAGACGGGCGACUCAGGUAGCAGGCCUCCAGCCAGCGCCUCCGGGGAGAUCCGGGGAUUGCACCUUACAGACAAUGGAGGGGUGUCUCCUCCCAUAGGCCAGAACCAGAGGCCCAGGCAGUACACCCAUGUCAGGCAUCCAGAACCCGCACAGAUGGCAGGGAGAAUGGAUGUGGUAUUUACUACUGCUCAUGGCUCUGCUAGGACCAGAGGUUGGCAGGAAGAUGGGGAGAAGGGUUCCAGUUUCCACGUCCCACUCUUCCUUACCUUUCCUUCUAGUUUUGUUUUGUUUUUGAAGGAAAAUGGGUGGUGGGGGAAGGAACUGGAAACACAAAACGUGCAAUAGGGCUCAGAGCAGCCCCAAGAAAUAGGCCACGGCUCUGGGGAGCAGGGGCCUGAUGAACCCAUCUGCUGCGCUCUGAGGAGGCUGGGCCUGCCUCACCCUCCAGGGCCUCGUCCCCGAGCCUGGGCCUGUGGUGCUUCAGGCUGAGGUUCUGCAGGGGUGUGAGUGCUGUGCCAGGCUCUGAGGCCUGGAGGGAGCACUCUAGGGGACAGCCUCCCCUCUUUUAGCCAGGGGACCACAGAAGAGGGGGUGGGGCUGGCUUUAGGGCUUUCCAGCAUAACCUGCCCCUUUAUGCGAAAGGCAGAGCACCAGGGCCUACUGAGACCAGUGCAGAGUCUCCCAGGUACCCAGAACUGCAAGCAGGGCCUGGGCACCCGCCCUGGAGGGGCGAGCCCUUGGGAGCAGUGUGGGAAGAAGACUCUCUCAGGGCUCUCAGAAGAACCUGGGGCAGCAUUGUGCCUGAAGCUCAAUGUGAAGUCGGAAAUAUGCAACAGAAGAAAUAUAUCUCUAUCUCUCUAA
This is a messenger RNA of Manis javanica (Malayan pangolin), 3508 nucleotides long. It is a transcript of the gene XYLT2, whose product is annotated as xylosyltransferase 2. Gene Ontology annotation, molecular function: protein xylosyltransferase activity. Gene Ontology annotation, biological process: chondroitin sulfate proteoglycan biosynthetic process; heparan sulfate proteoglycan biosynthetic process. Gene Ontology annotation, cellular component: membrane. Lineage: Eukaryota; Metazoa; Chordata; Mammalia; Pholidota; Manidae. The record is from RefSeq and is a predicted model, not a curated record.